Messenger RNA from Pseudozyma hubeiensis SY62, 1461 nucleotides. RefSeq lists its product as hypothetical. The record is from RefSeq and is a predicted model, not a curated record. The coding region runs from base 1 to 1461 and encodes 486 amino acids. NCBI's taxonomy places the organism in Eukaryota, Fungi, Basidiomycota, Ustilaginomycetes, Ustilaginales, Ustilaginaceae. The transcript has a single exon.
AUGGCCGAUGACGAUGUAGGCGACGUCGACCUCCUCGAAUGGUCUCACGAGCUCGAUCGCUCCCAUCUCCGCUUUGCGUUCCGUCCCUUACGCUCCACUGUCGAUCGAGAGCGAAGCGCUCCCUUCCUCUACAAGCUUGCUCGCUCGUCUAAACGUAAACAGGUCGGAUUCCUCUUGCUCGACUGCGACGCCUGCACAGCUUUCUACGAAGGCGUCUCCCUUCGCACUCUCGACCGUCGCACCCGACUUGGCCAGCCACAGGACGGCGCAUCAGAUCUGGACGCAGAUGAGGUUCGACUCGCAGCAAUUACGAAAGCGAUUCAUCAUGCACUCGACCCGCAUAGAGCGCUUGAUACUACACUCAAGACCUCUAUAGGCCUCGAAUCCACCCGUUUCUCCUCUUCAUUGUCCAUCAGCGUCAAGUCCAGGAACGAUGCAAGCGACUGCGACCUCAAAACCUCGUUUGAUCUCGACCCACUCGAUCACGCAGCACUGGCCAACGUUCUAUCUUCCCACUUUGUUCGCCCGCUUCUUAGACUUGCAGCCGUGCUUUCUCGCUCAGCCUCUCAACAGCAGCUUGACGGCAUUCAGCAAAAGAAUGAUUCGGCAUUGAGCGCAACGAUAUCAGGGGACUCGUUGGAGCUACUACGGCGCGCUGCCUUGACCCAAGCACACCUGCCCAUAGGACCUUUGCAACCGCUCUUGAUUCACGGUCAGGACAAUCAAGGAGUGCAGUCGAGCCCAUCGCGUGCGCCUUCGAUCUCAACAAGCGAUGAGUCCGAUGACGAUCUGACUUCUGAUAUGCUCUUCUUCGGCCCACCUGGUCUCAAAGCUCCUUAUCCGCAUAAUGGCAUCCGCCAGCCAUUGCGCGCCACGACAAGCAACGAAGAGCUGCUGUCGUCGCCCAGCCCAAAUGGUGACCUUGAGGACGGUGAUCGUACGUUCACAGAACGCUUUCACUCUCAAAAUGGUGCAUACGCCACCUCUUCAAACACGACAAUCGAUGGGACAAGAGGCAAUACGGCUGCUGCUGUGCCAGAAGACGAUAGUUCAGACACAAGCGAGGAGGAAGAGAGUCUCCCGAUCGCUAGUAAGGCCGAGCGUACCCCGUCGUCACGGCAGCCAUCAUCAUCGCCACAACGUACAGAUCGACAGGCAUCGGCAAAGCACCAGAUACUAAACGAGAUUACAGACGUCUCAAAGAGAAAGUCGGACUUGGACGAACCAGAGAGAUCACCUGAAGACACUCCACCGCCUCCGUCUUUUGCCCCAACAUCAUCGCAAACAAGCCCGUCCAGGGAUAGUGCUUUGCGCAACGAGCAGCGACGCCGACGCGAGCAAAUCGCAAUGAUCAAGCGAGGUCAAGCCAAAGAGGAAAGUCGACCCACACCACAUUCAUCCGCAUCGUCCGGCGCUGCAUCCAAGUCAGCCUCGACGACUCGCAAACGUGCUCGCUUCUGA